CCUCGCUUGGCGCCAACAGUCGCGCACGUGGAUUCUUCGCUAGCUGUCGUGUACUGUAGCUACUCGGUGACGAAUUGGCCAUAAGUAAUUUGAAACUGUUAUAAGCGAUAAAAAAUGCCACCAAAAAAGAAACAAAAAAAGGAGAAUGGAUUUAUGGUAUUUAUGAAAUCUAUGAAACCACAACUUGAAGCAAAAGGGCAUAGAUUUCCCAGAGGUUUUCUUGAUGUUAUUUCUGUUUGCUCCCCAUUAUGGAAUGAACUUUCAAGUGAGGAGAAGGCAAAGUAUCACCAAAAAGCCAAAGAUGGUGACGGUUUAGUCAAAGAAGAAAGAUGUGAUACUCGUGGAGUUCCGUUAAAUUUGAAGGCAAAAGAAGAACAAAAAAAAGUAUCUGAGAAAGACGAACUACUGCAACGAGUUGAAGAUAUGGUUUCUUACUUAGCUACCCAAGGAACUCUCGAGAAUCACUAUUUUUACUUGGCCCAUUUCAACAUUGCUGUUGCUACCAGUGAGGGGGAAUAUCCACCUUGUGAAAUUUCCAUAGUCAAGUUUUCGUUGCUUGAUGGUAUAGCCAGAUAUUACCAUGAAUUUAUUGAACCUGGCCAAAUCCGGCUUGGAUAUGCCAAUGAAGCAAAAAUACAUUCAGAAUCCACUCAUCAAAUUCCAACAAAUGGGUUUAAAUUGGCAAAUGCAAACUAUGUUGCAAUUGUAGACAAUAUAAAGAAAAUGCUCCUACAAUCGGAUGGCGGCAUUGCUCCAUUAUUUGUGGUAGAUGAAGACAAGGUAAAAGCAGUUUAUAUCCUUGAUUGGUUGGUCAAAAAAUGCUGCCAGAUGAAUGAAACAUACGACACCGUCAACCCUUUCAAGUGCUACAGCUUAAAUAAGCUAUUUUACGAGUUGCGUCGCCAUGCAGAUCUGAACAAUCCGUCCCUAAUGUUUGCCAGUCCAGCACUAGUCGCUGAUCAUUUUGGCAAAGGAAUGUUUUACUAUUCCAAGAAUAUGGCUUGUCAAUGGCACGUGGACGAAGACAAUGUUACGUUUUGUUCGCUGACACGUGUGAAAAAUUAUGCCUACACGAUUUCGGACUUGUGUUGCGAAAACUACGAUCUGUCCCUACUGCCGAAUCGCCACUGCCCUGCCGAUGUUGCUGAUGAUAAUCGCUACGUUGUUCUGCCUAAGGUGGUUAAAAAGGAAGAACCAGAGACACCGGCUGUUGUAAAGAAAAACGACGACGAAGAAGAGUCUACUCUUCCACGUAAACCGAGAGCUCCUGCUGCUUUGACUCUCAAAGGUGUCGUCCCUGGUAUAGGCAGGGGUAUUUUGAGUGGAUCGAUGUCCUCCAUUCAAUCGCCAGGCCCGUCACAAGCAACGUCAACACCACCUCCUCCAGCAGGAAGAGGUCGUGGUCGCGGACUUCUUUUACUUGAUGAGUCCAAUUGAUUGUUCCUUUUGACGGCCAAGACGCGUAAUCAAACAACCUGCCGUGGAAACAACGUCAUCUGGUCUUUGAAUGCUUUUCCAUUAGCAAGGCGGCGACAAGGGAAACUUCGCCACAAAACAGUCCACAUCCCAUCCUGUACCAAAUGUUAACGGACGCAACUGUUGCGGAUCGAUCCCAUCCGUUUGCUAGCCACUUAGUACUGGAAUGGCAGAGUGAAACUUCCAUCCAGACAACAAUUAUAAUUGUCGACCCUAAAUGAAAACUCAAAUUUAAUCUCCCAUGACAUGUGGAAAUUCAUAGCGGUAGGUAUUUCAUAUUAAUGGGAAUUUUUUACUAUUUCUCCUUUUUGACCAUUUAGAUUUAAAAAAUAAGUUGCAAUAUAUUUCGAAUUUCUUCCCAUAGUCCUCGCAUAUUGGUAAGUUAACGUGCAUUGGUUUUGUACAAAUUUAUUGGAAUAGAUGUUUGCAGAUCCA
Daphnia magna is the source of this 1911-nucleotide messenger RNA. RefSeq names its product protein maelstrom homolog. Lineage: Eukaryota; Metazoa; Arthropoda; Branchiopoda; Diplostraca; Daphniidae. Gene Ontology annotation, cellular component: nucleus; P granule. The transcript is spliced from 9 exons. Gene Ontology annotation, molecular function: sequence-specific DNA binding. The coding region runs from base 115 to 1437 and encodes 440 amino acids. Gene Ontology annotation, biological process: male meiotic nuclear division; regulation of miRNA-mediated gene silencing; spermatogenesis. The record is from RefSeq and is a predicted model, not a curated record.